Messenger RNA from Euleptes europaea (tarantolino), 2582 nucleotides. RefSeq names its product TBC1 domain family member 2B (gene TBC1D2B). Bases 86 to 2581 code for a protein of 831 amino acids. The record is from RefSeq and is a predicted model, not a curated record. The transcript is spliced from 14 exons. NCBI's taxonomy places the organism in Eukaryota, Metazoa, Chordata, Lepidosauria, Squamata, Sphaerodactylidae.
CGCCCAGCACCACCAGCCCACCGCCUUCGAGGUCCACAGCCCCGGCGGCGCCGUCACCGUCCUCAAGGCGGCAACCCACCAGGACAUGGCUUACUGGCUGCAGGAGCUUCAACAGAAGAGGUGGGAAUACUGCAACGGCCUGGACGCCGCCCAGAGGGACAGCCGGACCUCGCCCACGCCCAGCGACUUCUCCAAGGGGCUCGUUGCCAAAGACAAUGCAGAUCUGAACGUUGUGCGUCCAAAUGCCUCAGCGGAGAAGGCCAGAAACGUCCUAGCAGUGGAGACGUCUCCCACGGAGCUGGUGGGGGAGCAAGCGGCAUGCCAUCCGGUCCCGGGCCAGCCCAGCGCCAUAAACUUUGCCCUGAAGCAGUGGGGGAACGAGAUCAGGAAUUCGGUGACUUCAUUAAGAACAGGCAAAGGGAACAGUGAAAACCGGAGGAGUAUCUUUUACACAGAGGAGUGGGAAAUGCUUGACCCGACCCCCAAAGAUCUGGAGGAGUCAGUGGCUCAGGAGGAGAGGAGAAGGCCUUCAUCGGAGCCCAGCCAAGGCGUGUCUGGCUCAUCCUUUCCGUUUGAUUUUGGCCACAUUCCACACAAAACGAGGCGCCCUUUAAAGGAAAUAAUUGCAACCAGCAGAAAUCGGAACAGCCUGGACGCUGCCCCCGUGGAAUGCAGCAGCAACAAGCUGGUCCCUGAGAUGCAGCUGAAGUUCCAGAGCCAGCAGGAGGAGCUGGAGAGGCUCAAGAAGGAGCUCUCGAGCCAGAAGGAACUCGUGCGUCUUCUGCAGCAGACGGUCAGGUCCUCCCAGUACGACAAGUACUUCGCCGGCCACCUCUGUGAGGUGGGCCCGAAAGACAAGCUGGAGCUGCUGCACCAGAAAGACCACCAGAUCCUGGGCCUGAACCACCAGCUGGAGAGGCUGGCCCUGGAGAAGGACCGCCUGCAGCAGGAGACACGCAGCCUGCAGUGCAGGGUCGGGGAGCUCAGUGAGCAGAUGGGCAUGCUGAUGGAGACUAUCCAAGCCAAAGACGAGGUCAUUGUGAAGCUCUCCCGGGAGCUGGCCGAGUGCCAGGAGACGGCCACCGGGCAGUGUGGCUCGACUCCGUCGCCCACGCCUGCCUCGACCAACAAGGAGCUGCUGGAACUCGACCGGCUGAAGGACAGUCUUCAGGGUUACAAAACCCAGAAUAAAUUCUUGAAUAAGGAGAUCCUGGAGCUUUCAGCAUUACGAAGAAACGCCGAAAACCGUGAGCGAGACUUAGUGGCCAAGUGCACCAGCUUGGAAGCCAAACUCUGUCAAGUGGAAAGCAAAUACUUAAUUUUGCUUCAAGAAAUGAAGACGCCGGUUUGCUCGGAGGAGCAGAGGCCCUGCCACGACGUGGUUGCUCAGCUCCUGGAAGAUGCCCUGCGAGUGGACACGAGCGACCAGCCAGAACAGACGCUCCUUAAGCCUCACCUGGUCAGCGAAUAUGAUAUUUAUGGGUUUCGGACAGUCCCGGAGGAUGAUGAGGAAGAGAAGCUGGUUGCCAGGGUGCGGGCCUUGGACCUGAAGUCCCUCUCCCUGACUGAGAACCAGGAGAUAUCCCUGGGGGUGAAGUGGGAGAACUACCUGGCCAGCACCGUCAACAGGGAGAUGGUGCGCUGCGUGGAGCUGAAGAACCUCAUCCGGACUGGGGUUCCACAUGCCCACCGCUCCAAGGUGUGGAAGUGGUGUAUCGGCCUCCACGUCAAGAAGUUCAAGGACAGUGCCGAGCCGGGCUAUUUCCAGGCCCUGCUGCAGAACGCCCUGAAGAAGCAGAACCCGGCCUCCAAGCAGAUCGAGCUGGACCUCCUGCGGACCCUGCCCAAUAACAAGCACUACGCCUCCCCCACCUCCGAGGGGAUCCAGAAGCUGCGGAACGUGCUGCUCGCCUACUCGUGGCGGAACCCGGACAUAGGAUAUUGCCAGGGCCUCAACAGACUGGUGGCGGUUGCACUUCUCUACUUGGAGCAGGAAGAUGCUUUUUGGUGCCUGGUGACAAUCGUGGAAGUCUUCAUGGCUCGGGAUUAUUACACGAAAACCCUCCUCGGAUCCCAGGUGGACCAGCGAGUCUUCAAGGAUCUGAUGAAUGAGAAGCUGCCGCGGCUGCAUGCUCACCUGGAGCAGUACCGGGUGGACUACUCGCUCAUCACCUUCAACUGGUUCCUGGUGGUGUUUGUGGACAGCGUAGUCAGCGACGUCCUCUUCAAGAUCUGGGACUCCUUUCUGUACGAGGGGCCCAAGGUAAUUUUCCGCUUUGCCUUGGCGCUCUUCAAGUUCAAAGAGGAGGAGAUCUUAAAGCUGCAAGACUCGAUGUCCAUUUUCAAGUACCUCAGAUACUUCACACGCACGAUCCUCGAUGCCAAGAAACUCAUCAGUAUUGCUUUUGGGGAUCUCAAUCCCUUCCCGUUGCGCCAGAUCCGGAACCGGAGGGCUUUCCACCUGGAGAAAGUCCGCCUGGAGCUAAUGGAACUGGAGGCCAUCCGGGAGGACUUCUUGCGCGGGCGGGAGACCGACCCCGACAAAAGGGACCUCAUAAGCGACGACGAAGAGGACGGCUGAG